UUCACGACAGCCAAUGCGCUCGCUCUCCAACGUAAACCGAUGAUGGCCGCAAUAAAUCAAGGCUGUUGCACACAAAAGUCCGGAUGAGGCGCUGUGUUCAACUUCAAUUUGCUGUUUCAUUCAGUCUGAUUACUUUCACUUUUGUUAAAGAGCGUCGGCAAGUCGAGGACACAAAUAAAUCAGCUUUUCUGUACAGGUGAAGUGCUUGGAAGAUGAGCUACGAUCGUGCCAUCACAGUGUUCUCACCUGAUGGCCACUUAUUCCAGGUGGAUUAUGCACAGGAGGCGGUCAAAAAAGGUUCAACGGCUGUUGGAGUACGAGGAAAAAACGUUGUUGUGCUAGGAGUGGAGAAGAAAACUGUGGCCAAGCUCCAAGAUGACAGAACAGUGCGCAAAAUCUGCGCCUUGGACGAUAACGUCUUCAUGGCCUUUGCAGGGUUGACAGCAGAUGCCAGGAUAGUUGUUAACAGGGCUAGGGUGGAGUGUCAGAGUCACAGGCUUACAGUGGAAGACCCUGUGACUGUGGAGUACAUCACACGCUUCAUCUCCAGCAUCAAACAGCGCUACACGCAAAGCAAUGGGCGAAGGCCCUUUGGCAUCUCCUCCCUUCUUGUGGGGUUUGAUUUUGAUGGAACACCCCAUCUGUACCAAACUGACCCUUCAGGAACAUAUCAUGCCUGGAAGGCAAAUGCCAUUGGAAGAUCUGCCAAGACUGUACGUGAGUUUCUAGAGAAGAACUAUAAAGAGGAGGAUAUGGAGUCCGAUACAGACACCAUUAAACUGGCCGUCAGAGCGCUACUUGAGGUUGUCCAGUCAGGGGGAAAGAACAUUGAGCUGGCCAUUAUGAAGCGGGAUGAAUCAAUGAAGAUUCUGGUCCAAGAGGAAAUUGAGGAAUAUGUCACGGCUAUUGAAAAGGAAAAGGAGGAAGCAGAGAAACAAAAGAAGAAAACAUGAAUACUCUUUUUGAUUGAAGUCAUAACCAAACAUGCCUUCAUCCAUCUUAAAUAUUGCAUCAGGAAUCUCAUUGUUUACAUUAAUUAUCUCAUUGUUUCUCUAUCCAAUGCUGGAGGGACUCCUAAGGAGUGCAUAUUUUUGUUCUAGCCCAGCACUACCACACCUGAUUCGACUAAUCACCAGGCUCUUGUUUGGCUGAAUCAGGUAGGAUAUGGUAGUGCUGGGAUAGACUGUUCUGGGUGCCGAGACUAGCGUUGGGCUAAAACAAAACUACUCCCACCCUGGGAGUCCCAAUGAAAUGGAUUGAGAAACACUGCUGCCCUAAUCGACCAUAUGCAAACGUAAGACUUUACCUUAUUCUUGCAAUGAAUAAAUAUCUGUAUUUAAACUACAACUUUCAGUUACUAUAAUUUGACAGAGAAAAUUAACAAGAACAAGUGAAUCAGCAAUUUUCCAUGUUUAUUACAUUUGUAACAAUUUAACAUCACUUAAUUUGCUAAGAAUGAUAGAAAACAAACCAAUACAUAGGGAUUCAUUAGUUCUGGCAGACAUUUGGUCUGAAAUUAAGUUAUUUAUAAUGAUAUGAAUAAGUAAUAUUUACAAUACCUGGAACACAAAAAUGACCUGAAGGUAUUUUCCCCUCAACAGUUUCAUCUUGAAAAGCACAGGCAAAUUCAAAUUCAAAACAACAUUGUCAAAAGCCAAAAUGUACCAUGGGCUCAAAGAAAAUAUAAAGAAAAAGCAAUGCAAAA
This is a messenger RNA of Coregonus clupeaformis (lake whitefish), 1705 nucleotides long. RefSeq names its product proteasome subunit alpha type-7-like. The record is from RefSeq and is a predicted model, not a curated record. Gene Ontology annotation, biological process: ubiquitin-dependent protein catabolic process. NCBI's taxonomy places the organism in Eukaryota, Metazoa, Chordata, Actinopteri, Salmoniformes, Salmonidae. Gene Ontology annotation, cellular component: proteasome core complex, alpha-subunit complex; proteasome core complex; nucleus. The transcript has 7 exons. The coding region runs from base 213 to 953 and encodes 246 amino acids.